GACUGCUAACCUGAAAUGAAAAAAUGUUUUAUAGUGUAUUUUUGUGCAUGACCACCUAACAUCUUUUUGAGAGAGCUGAGCCUGAGCAGAGAUGUGGCCAAGGCACCAUACCACUUCCAUCUCCGCCCAAGCAUUGAUCAACCAAAAAUGGGACGCUCUUGUAAUCGGCGCCGGCCACAAUGGACUCACCGCAGCCGCCUACCUCGCCCGCUCCGGUCUCUCUGUCGCCGUCCUUGAGCGCCGCCACGUCAUCGGCGGCGCCGCCGUCACUGAGGAACUCGUUCCUGGCUUCAAGUUCUCUCGCUGCAGCUACCUCCAGAGCCUUCUCCGCCCCACCGUUAUUAAGGAGCUGGAGUUAGGGAGGCAUGGAUUGAAGUUGCUGAAGAGGAAUCCAGCGUCCUUCACUCCGUGUGUGGAUGGGCGUUACCUUUUGCUGGGCACUGAUAAGACGCUUAACCACUCUCAGAUUUCUAAAUUCUCCAAGCGUGAUGCUGAGGCUUAUCCCCGGUACGAGAGGGAACUAGAGAACUUCUGCAAAUUCAUGGAUCCCCUUUUGGAUUCAUCUCCUCCGGAGAAACUACAAGAGGCUGCAUCCUUUAAUUUUCGUAUGAAGGAUAACCUACAGAAGUCAGUCUUUUGGGCUCAGUUGAUGCAACGGGCAGUUGCCAUGGGGAAUAAGGAGCUUCUGGAUUUUAUGGAUCUGUUGCUGUCUCCUGCAUCAAAGGUCUUAAACAAUUGGUUUGAGGCUGAUGUCCUCAAGGCAACACUUGCAACUGAUGCAGUUAUAGGGACAACAGGAUCUGUCAGUACACCAGGUAGUGGAUAUGUUCUGCUACACCAUGUGAUGGGAGAAACUGACGGCGAUCGCGGCAUUUGGUCGUUUGUUGAAGGUGGGAUGGGUUCUGUGUCCUUGGCAAUCUCAAGAGCUGCUAAAGAAGCUGGUGUUACCAUAAUGACAGAGACUGAAGUAUCAAAAUUGAUAAUUGAUGAUUCCGGCAGAGUAUCUGGAGUUUUACUUGCUGAUGGUACAGAACUGCACUCUUCUGUUGUUUUAUCAAAUGCAACGCCAUACAGGACAUUUGUGGAAUUUUUGCCACAAAAUGUACUUCCUUAUGAAUUUCUUGACGCAAUCAAGAACGCUGACUAUAGCUCUGCGACCACCAAAAUUAAUCUGGCUGUUGAGAAGUUACCGCAGUUUCAUUGCUGUAAAUUGAACAGUCCAGAUGCUGGCCCGCAGCAUAUGGGCACAAUCCACAUUGGUGCGGAGAGGAUGGAGGAGAUUGAAUCUGCAUGUUUGGAUUCUCUAAACGGGAUACCUUCUCGAAGACCUAUAAUUGAGAUGACAAUUCCUUCUGCACUGGACAAGACCAUUUCUCCACCUGGAAAGCAUGUGAUCAACCUCUUUAUUCAGUACACACCAUAUAAGCCUAGCGAUGGCAGCUGGGAAGAUUCUGAAUACAGAAGCUCAUUUGCUCAAAGAUGCUUCGACUUAAUUGAGGAGUACGCCCCAGGCUUUAAUUCAUCAAUCAUAGGCUAUGACAUGUUGACUCCACCAGACCUUGAACGAGAAAUUGGUUUGACAGGUGGAAAUAUCUUUCAUGGUGCUAUGGGACUAGAUUCCUUGUUCCUCAUGCGGCCUGUGAAAGGAUGUUCAAACUACAGAACUCCAGUAAAAGGUUUGUAUCUAUGUGGGAGUGGGGCCCAUCCCGGGGGUGGCGUAAUGGGUGCACCGGGGCGCAAUGCUGCACUUGUUGCUAUUCAAGAUAUCAAGGCUCAGAUAUGACUUAUGCUACGUCGCAAGCUCACUGUGAUGUGCUUCACCCUUUUGCACUGACAUUUACAUUGUUAGUCUUCUGAAUGAGUUAUUUCACACCUACAGAAUUUGGGUGUUAAAUAUCAUUUUCAAUUAACUACUGUGGUGUAAUAUUAUGCUUUGAUAACAUUUGUCAACAUUAUGUGAUGAUAUUUGCUGCAUUAAAUUUGAGACCCACGAAUAUUAAAGUAAAUCAUCCGAUUUUGUGCUA
Salvia hispanica is the source of this 2024-nucleotide messenger RNA. Its product is annotated as FAD/NAD(P)-binding oxidoreductase family protein. Gene Ontology annotation, molecular function: oxidoreductase activity. The record is from RefSeq and is a predicted model, not a curated record. Lineage: Eukaryota; Viridiplantae; Streptophyta; Magnoliopsida; Lamiales; Lamiaceae.